CAGCUUUUGCUGAGCUGCAGACGGAUAUCCAUGAACUGACCAAUGACUUGGAUGGGGCUGGCAUCCCAUUUUUGGAUUAUUGCACCUAUGCCAUGAGAGUCCUCUUUCCAGGAAUAGAAGACCAUCCUGUCCUGAAAGAAAUGGAGGUCCAGGCUAAUGUGGAGAAGUCUUUGACACUCUUUGGGCAGCUCUUGAACAAAAAGCACUUCCUGUUAACUUUUAUUCGAACGUUAGAGGCCCAACGCAGCUUCUCCAUGCGUGACCGGGGUAAUGUAGCCUCUUUAAUAAUGACAGCCCUACAGGGUGAGAUGGAAUAUGCCACUGGAGUGCUGAAACAGCUUCUCUCAGAUCUGAUUGAAAAGAAUUUGGAGAGCAAGAACCAUCCCAAAUUGCUCUUGAGGAGGACUGAGUCGGUAGCUGAAAAAAUGCUGACCAACUGGUUCACAUUCCUUCUGUAUAAGUUCCUAAAGGAGUGUGCAGGUGAACCUCUGUUCAUGUUGUAUUGUGCCAUCAAACAACAGAUGGAGAAGGGGCCUAUAGAUGCAAUCACUGGAGAAGCCCGCUAUUCCCUGAGUGAAGACAAGCUCAUCCGGCAACAAAUUGACUACAAAAUGUUGACACUAAACUGUGUGAACCCUGAAAAUGAAAACGCUCCUGAAAUUCCAGUCAAGGUCCUAAAUUGUGAUACCAUCACACAAGUGAAGGAAAAGCUGUUGGAUGCUGUGUACAAAGGAGUACCAUAUUCCCAAAGACCCAAAGCAGGAGACAUGGACUUGGUGAGCACGAUCCCCAGUGACCCCAUGCCCUUCUCUUCCAUCGGUGCAGAGUGGCGGCAGGGCAGGAUGGCUCGGAUAAUUCUUCAAGAUGAAGAUGUCACCACAAAGAUCGACAAUGACUGGAAAAGGCUCAACACUCUAGCUCAUUACCAGGUAACAGAUGGUUCAUCUGUGGCACUGGUGCCCAAACAGAACUCUGCCUACAACAUUUCCAAUUCCUCUACUUUCACAAAAUCACUCAGCAGAUAUGAGAGUAUGCUCCGGACAGCUAGCAGCCCUGACAGUCUCCGUUCCCGGACCCCCAUGAUCACACCUGACCUGGAGAGUGGCACCAAGUUAUGGCAUCUGGUGAAGAAUCACGAUCACAUGGAUCAGCGAGAAGGUGAUCGUGGCAGCAAGAUGGUCUCAGAAAUAUAUUUGACUCGUCUGUUAGCUACUAAGGGAACUUUACAGAAGUUUGUGGAUGACCUUUUUGAGACUAUCUUCAGCACAGCCCACCGAGGGAGUGCCUUGCCUCUGGCCAUCAAGUACAUGUUUGACUUCCUGGAUGAACAAGCUGAUAAGCACCAGAUCAAUGACUAUGAUGUCAGGCACACUUGGAAGAGUAACUGUCUACCUCUGCGUUUUUGGGUGAAUGUGAUUAAGAACCCACAAUUUGUGUUUGACAUUCAUAAGAACAGUAUUACUGAUGCCUGCCUAUCAGUGGUGGCUCAGACAUUCAUGGACUCCUGCUCAACUUCUGAGCACAAGCUAGGGAAAGAUUCUCCCUCCAAUAAACUACUGUAUGCCAAGGACAUCCCUAACUAUAAGAGCUGGGUAGAAAGAUAUUAUGCAGAUAUAGCUAAAAUGCCAGCAAUCAGCGAUCAGGACAUGAGUGCCUAUUUGGCAGAGCAGUCACGGUUACACUUGAGCCAAUUCAACAGCAUGAGUGCCCUGCAUGAGAUCUACUCAUACAUUACUAAGUACAAGGAUGAGAUUUUAGCUGCUUUAGAGAAGGAUGAACAGGCCCGAAGACAACGGCUGCGAAGUAAGUUGGAGCAGGCAAUUGACACAAUGGCCCUCAGUAGCUGAAAAGGCCGAGUUGUUGUUGCAGACUUCCUAGCAGCGGAGGCUAAAAGAGAAAGCGGCAAGCAAGUUGCAGCAACAAGAAAACACACAAGAUAUAUUGGGGCUCGGCACAAAACAGUGCACAGAGUCUGCUGCGUCUUUGAACCUUUUGCACCGAUUGAACAGAAGAAAAUCAAACAAUCCUUUAAAUCAUUAUUAUCAAAGCAAACUGAAAACAAUUUAAGGACCUUUUUGAAAGGAGCGACUGACGUGGCGAAGAACCUGAGAGACCCAAGAGAUGUGUGAGAAGAGCCGGGGGGAAGAAAUUCCAGCUGAACUGCUACUGUCCCUUCCCCACCAAGGCCUGCCCCAAAUCUGGCAAAGGAAGGUUGGGGCAUGCACUAACUUCUAGGGCAAUGAUUUUACAUUAUGUUUUUCUUAUAGCAGGCGGGUGGGCAGUCUUAUCAUUUUUUCCCUUCUGUAUUUGCUUCGACUCCCGCCUUGACUGGACAACUCAACUCUUCAAUCUACUCCUCCUUUCUUUCUCCCUGGCCUACUGCCUCUAGUGUUAACUGCUAAAUUUGCACAAUUUUCACAAGCUAAUGCUGUCCUUUUAGGGACUGAAAGGAUAUGGAGGGUGGGGGGAAGGUUGCAAAUCUGCAAGAAAUCUUUGCAAGGUUUUUCCCCCCCCCCAACAAAUUAUUGGUGUGGGAGAGAAAUGAGGGUGAGUAGAACCUAGAGAAGUGGUCCCAGGCCUCCUUUUUUUUAUUCUUUCUACAGUUCGUCCUGUGCCAUUUUAAAACGUCAUUGAGCACAGGCCAAAAAAAAUGCUCUCAUUUUGAAUGCUGCUUAAGGGUGUGCUGGAGACUUAGAAACAGAAAGGCGAAAAAAAAAAACCCUAAAAUAAAAAAGAGGGAUAGGCACAUAUGAAAACAAUCUCACCUAAAGAAUGAUGUUUCUCAUCUAUAAGGAGCAAUGCAACUUCCCAAUACACCUUGCAUUGGAUUUUUAUAGAAGUCAGAAUCAGCUUUUAUAAGCAGAGUUUAACAACUGUCUCAAAAUUGCCCCUACAGAGUUUUCCUUAGUACACACACACGCACACAUGCACACACACACACACACACACACACAGAGAAACACCUCCCUCCAUGUGUAAGCUUUCCAUUUAGAGGUCAAAGAUACUUUCAAAGAAGCUCUCCAUGUACAAGUGUCAUAUAGCCAGAGAGAAAGGAGCUAUUUAGUCUAAUAGCUCAGUAUUGCAAAAGGAGAAUGUUCAGGUUAAGCAGGAUCAUACAGGCAGUUUAGAGAAAAGCUUUUUUUUUUUUUUUUUUUUUUUUUUUUUUUUUGCCUUUUGAAAUUGCAUUGCUCCACCUCAUUCCACUGGCUCUGGCUCUCCCCCAAUGGCAACAUAAAGCCUGGUCAGAUUAUCAGAAGGGCAGUCUUUAUUUCAAACAGUAAAAAAAAUAAGGUGUUCCCACAUAAGGUUGCAGUUUAACCCAGAUAAAUACGACAUGUCAUUUCCAGCAUUGUUUUCGGUAUGUAUGUGUGUGUAUGAGAGAGAGAGAAGGGUUGUGCAUGCUCAUGGACAUUCAGCUCUUCCAAAUACUGAUUACAGCAUAUUUAUAUCUUCAGCAGGCUAAUUCCAAAAACAAAACCAGGCUUAAAGUUUUUAAAGCAGACUUGUUCAAUCUGGGUCUGCAUGCAGCCCUGGACAGUUACAGUAAGUAAUGUGUCCCCAUAAACCUUCCACGUUAUUAUGUGGCUCUUGUAUAUGUUGUUGUCAAUGUGUGAAAUUAGGCAUUUCAUGGAAUGCCUAGGAAAUCUAUAGAAUGCCAAAAAUCAAAUGAAACACUUUUAACAUUUCACACAUUUCCUAGGCAUUCUACGCAAUGCAAAAAGGCAAACCAGCAAAGUAUAAAAUACUCCUGCUGAAAUCCCAUUCUAGCCUUCCUUGUUGCAACAUGUAGGUCAAUACUGGUCUUUUUAUCUUGGUUAUUUAUUUAUUUUUUUCAGUAAGGAAAAACUUCUAUUUUGCAUUUCUUCUUUUAUUUUCAUACAUAUCUUUCCAAUAAAGGGUUAAAGUUAGGGUGACAGCCUAAACCUAAGCCUAAGCUAACCCUAUUCAUGUUGCUCUUUUCAUGCUUUUCCUAAACAGUUCUUGUCACACUGCAAAAUGCCUAGGUAUUACAUACAAUGUCUAGGGAAAGUAUAUAGCGCAUUAAAAUAACAGACUUAGCUUACAAAUGUCACCCAUUCUUUGCUCACAUGUUUUGUUUGUUUUCUUGUUUUAUAUUUUACCUUUUAUAAUAAAACAAAAUAAAUGUACUAUUUCCUAGGCAUUCCAUUCUAUACAAUGCCAGCCUUUCACACAUUGCCAGUAACAUAUAUAGUAACUGUAUUACACAUUUAACAUGCACCCAAGACAUUUCCAGUUCACUCAGUGUGGGUCAGGCAAGCCAAAAAGUUGGACAAUCAUGCUUUAAAGCAAGAAAUAAUGGCUAGGCCACCAAAGCUGAGCCUGCAACCAAGUGCUCCUUGUGUGCAACAAAAUAUUCUGUGGGAAAUAGACAUGACAGCAGACCGACCCAUGAGAAGGAAAGAGAAAACAUGGCUCUUUAAUUGCAUGGAAGCAUAACCAUUUGGGAUCUUUUUUUGUAGGCUGAUAUCAGCGAUCAGUUAUGUGUCCAGAAAGUGUUUGAAUGGUUGCCUGCUUGUUAGAAACUUUAAAUGAUCUAUGACCAGCCCAAUAUUCUCACUCCCAGUUUAUUUAUAACUUGCUUUGGUUAUCUUGUCGCCCUGUUUCUUUAGGUAGGGGAGAAAUAAUAAUCUUCAAAGGAACAGCAUAGGAUUGUCUGCUCACAUUUAAUGUUAGUGCCUAGGUUAGUAGAAAAGUACCAGAAAGGUCACUGCCAUCUCGCCACCUCUCCUAAUUGGACAUGUACUUUCUAUUUUCUCCUAUUUCUUCCAACUCCAAAAUUGUAAUUACUUUCUACCCUGAUUCUGAGCAUUCCCUGAUUCUGGCGUUGUUGGUUAGCAAACAAUCACUAGGCGGAACAGAUGCCAACAU
This is a messenger RNA of Thamnophis sirtalis, 4890 nucleotides long. The record is from RefSeq and is a predicted model, not a curated record. NCBI's taxonomy places the organism in Eukaryota, Metazoa, Chordata, Lepidosauria, Squamata, Natricidae.